This is a messenger RNA of Pocillopora verrucosa, 4268 nucleotides long. The record is from RefSeq and is a predicted model, not a curated record. Lineage: Eukaryota; Metazoa; Cnidaria; Anthozoa; Scleractinia; Pocilloporidae.
AAUGAAAGAUGAUCAAUUUUAAAUUGAUCCAGAUAUGUGCAUGGAAAUUUCCAAAGAUCUUCUAUUAACAUGAGUGCAGCUUUACUUAACUGGAGAUGACAAGGCACGGGUAUAACAAGAUCUCGCAAGACGACGAAAAGGCUCCGCAGAAGGUUGGCUUUGUUUCUUAUGUUCUCUACCAGUGGAUGAGCAGUGUCUUCAAAACAGGCAAACAACGAGCGUUGGAGCAAAGUGAUUUUUUACCUCUUUCAAAAGAAAAUCGUACGUCAUUCGUAACCGAAAAUCUUCAGGAGAACUGGAGGGAGGAAGAGAGAAAAUGCCAUGAAACUCCGCGAGGACGACCAAAGCUUUGGAAAAGCGUCACACUAACAAUCUCCUUUAGGGAAGUUAUGAUACUCAUUUGCAUGGGUAUUUUUCGCUCAUUCUUCCGUAUUCCCUCUCCUUUGCUCCUUGGAUAUCUAAUUUCAUCGCUGAUGUCUACGGAGCCACAGCAGAAAAUGUUUCUCUAUGGUUGUGCGCUGGCUCUGAGUAUCAGCUCUUUGAUGCAGAAAGUUUCAUCUCAAACGCUUAUGUACAGAUGUGAAUUAAUGGGAAUAACCCUGAGAAGUGCUCUGAAUGGUCUUAUAUAUCAUAAGACACUUUUACUCAGCAAAGACGCAUUAUUACAGUACACAACAGGUAAAGUGAUUGACCUGGUUUCAAACGAUGUUCAGCGUUUGGAAGGAGAGACAAUCAAGUGGAUCUUUUUUGGUUUCCUUACAUUAAUUGAGCUCCUCAUUGUUCCGUUUUUGAUGGUGUACUACAUUGGCUGGCAGUCUCUCAUGGGAGUACUCUUUUUGUAUCUUCUCCUUCCAUAUUUCGUCUUACUGUCCAAAGGGGGCGCGGUUCUGCGAUUGCAAACAGCAGCGGUCUCUGACCAACGCAUCUCUCUGAUGAAUCAGGUUGUCUCAGGGAUACGUGCUAUCAAAAUGUAUGCGUGGGAAGAUGAAUACCGGCAACAAAUCAAGAAACCACGAAGAGAUGAAAUUGCCAUUAUUCAAAAGAUGUGUGUUCUACGCGCAGGUGUUUUGGCUCUAAGAUUCACUUCUGUCAUCAUUGCAACACUGUUGUCAGUCAUUACCCUUGUGCUGACUGAAGAAACUCUGACACCAUUCAACGUUUUUGUGUUGAUUUCAUUUAACAACAUGCUCGCGAAAUGUAUCGGCACUUUCCUCGGGUUUGCCUUGUUAGAGGGAUACGAAGCUUACGCCUCGCUUGGCAGAAUUGAGGAAUUUCUCCUUUUGAAAAAUUUGCAAAUCAGUUCAAGUGAUCGUUCAAGCCGAAAAGAAACAGAGAUUGAAGCGAGGAACUCAUCUGAGAUAAAGAGGAGUUCAGUAGAUUGCCAGGAAAAUAUGGGAGGCUCUUCCACUUUGAAUGAAUCACAAGAUCAAACGGUAUUGCGUGUGAGAAGUUUGGCGUACAAGCAAAUGGAGCGACAAGACUCCUACAUUCUUCAAGAUAUCGAGUUUUGCACACCUGCAAGUAGUUUAACAGUCAUUACCGGGCCAGUUGGUAGUGGGAAAUCUACUCUUCUUUCUGUGAUCGCUGGUGAAGUUCCAUGCACACACGAAGAAUUAUCCUGCCGAGGAUCUUUAGCGUAUGUUCCGCAGACAGCUUGGGUAUUCUCUGGAACCAUACGAGCCAACAUUUUGUUUGGUUUGUCAUACGAUGAUUCAAAAUACACCAGAGUAAUUGAGGCCUGCGCUCUGACUGACGACUUCCAGCAGUUUCCUGAUACUGAUCAAACGCUUGUCGGCCAACGAGGUGUUGUUUUGAGCGGAGGUCAGCGGGCUAGGGUUAGUUUAGCACGCGCAGUGUACGCUAAUGCAGAUGUGUAUCUUUUGGACGACCCUCUGAGCGCCGUGGACUUCAAAGUUGGACGACACAUAUUUGAAAAGUGUAUCAAAGAACUAUUAAGCGAUAAAACUCGGAUGAUGACCUCUCAUCAAGAAGACCACAUGAAAGACGCUGAUGAAGUGAUUAUAUUGUGUAAGGGGCGUGUGCUGGAAAGAGGGAGUUUCCUGGAGCUGCAAGACAAAGGAAUCCUUAAUAAAACUAUUGACCCGCUCUAUAUGAAGAUUUCAAAAGACAAUACAGGUGAGAAGUUUGUCAGAGAGAACGAAAAUGAAAGUGUUGGAGCUGCUGCCUGCUUGGCUGAGAUGGAAUCUCCGUCGAAAGAAACCAGGAGUCUUAUGAUGCCACAAGAAGAUCGGGAAAUCGGUGCAAUCUCUUCCAAGCUUUACUGGGACUAUUUCAGAAGCGGAAUGUCAACUUGGAUGAUUUUGACGAUAAUCCUUUUCUCUUUAGUAGCCCAAGGGAUGUUGGUUGCUCCCGACGUGUGGCUCUCGUUCUUGACAAAGAAACUCCCUCAAGAUCAGAAAGAUCAAUCAAACUUAGUUAUCUAUGGAUGUCUUGCUGUUGUAUCCCUCAUGUUUAUAUUGACAAGAACAUAUGUAUUACUCUCCUGCUUCUUGCGAUGCUCUGAGCGUCUUCAUGACAAGAUGGUCGUUGCUACUUUACAAGCUCCUGUUUUAUUCUUUGAUUCGAAUUCCGUGGGAAGAAUCCUUAAUCGAUUUUCGAAAGAUAUCGGCUGGUUGGACGAGCAGUUACCAAGGAAAUUUCAACUGGCGAUUGACUCAACCUUAAAUGUGCUUGCAUCACUAAUUGUCCCAGCUGUUAUGAAUCCUUGGCUUAUUUUCAUACUUAUACCGUUGAUUUCGGUUGCAAUAUACCUGUCCACGUAUUAUUUGAAGACAUCCAGGGAACUUAAGAGGUUAGCGUCCAUAAGUCGUAGUCCAGUAUUCUCUCACAUUUCGGAGACCCUUGAUGGACUGGAGACGAUUCGGACCAGAGAGCGACAAAGUGAUUUUGUGGAUCAGUUUUACAGACAUCAUGAUGUUCUGAAUCAAGCAAACAUCUUGGUAAUGGCCGGUGGGAAAUGGAUCAGUGUGCGAUUUGAAAUUCUUACAUCCUUAUUUGUUGGUGCAGUGGCUUUUUCAGCUGUUAUUAUGUCUCAAGAUGCCGCUUUUGCUGGACUUGCCUUGGCUUACGUUGUUCAAAGACUUGCGCGGUCUCAUUACGCCAUCCGAACAACCUCAGAGGUCGAGAAUCUAAUGACGUCAGUUGAACGAGUUAUUACAUACACCAAGCUUGAAUGUGAGCCUGGAUAUAUGAUAGAACGACGGCCCCCGGAAAACUGGCCAAAUGUAGGAAAUAUCAUAUUCAAAGAAGUAUCCUUGAGAUAUUAUCCGGGAGGACCACAAGUGUUGAAGAAUAUCAAACUCAAUAUCAAAGGAGGAACAAAGAUCGGUGUCGCUGGCCGUACUGGUGCUGGAAAGUCAUCUUUUGUGGCAGCUCUAAUGCGCAUGCCUGAAUCGUGUGAUGAAAUAGUCAUUGAUGGGAUUCCGGUGAAGGAAAUCAACCUCCAGGAAACUCGACGAUGUAUAUCCGUCCUUGGCCAAAGUCCAGUACUGUUUAAUGGAUCACUGAGGAAAAAUCUGGAUCUUGUUGAGCAGUUUACAGAUGCAGAUUUAUGGCAAGUUCUAGAAGAUGUGCAACUGAAAGAAUCAGUGAAAAGUCUUCACGGGCAACUUGAUCACGAACUGUUGGAAAAUGGUGCAAAUAUCAGUGUUGGAGAACGACAGUUGAUUUGUUUGGCCCGUGUGCUGUUGCAACGAAACAAGAUCAUCGUCUUGGAUGAGCCCACUGCAAAUGUAGAUCCAGAAACAGAAAAAACAAUCUUGGGCGUAGUGCGUGAAAAACUGAGAGACUCUACGGUCAUCACUAUAGCUCAUCGAUUGAACACCAUCAAAGAUUGUGAUAAAAUUUUACUUUUGAAACAUGGAACGGUAGCAGAGUUCGACAAAUUUGACACUUUGGUGAACACAGAAGAAAACUUUGUUUCAAGGGAUUUUAGUGAGUAUGCGUGGAGUUUAAGGACGCCAGACAGAAGACUGGACUACUCUGGCAUCAAAUACACAGACCAAUCCGUUCAGGUCGACGAGGUUGAAGAGGCAUUAAAGCAAGAAUUGGAAGGGCCGGGAAAACUUUUCGGCUACCGAGCGUUGCACAAAAAACUUAGACAGGUCCACGAGCUUAACGUCCCGCGGGAUCUUGUAUAUGUCGUAAUGUACAAUGUAGAUCCAGAUGCUCUCGCCGAAAGGGCUCCCCAGGUCAAAAAGGCAACUUUCACAGACUUGAAUAUCCAGCAACAUCACCUCUCUCUCUGA